Molecule: messenger RNA, 945 nt
Organism: Monomorium pharaonis (pharaoh ant)
Lineage: Eukaryota; Metazoa; Arthropoda; Insecta; Hymenoptera; Formicidae
Product: elongation of very long chain fatty acids protein 1
Exons: 4
Coding region: 96-854 (252 amino acids)
Biological process (GO): fatty acid elongation, monounsaturated fatty acid; sphingolipid biosynthetic process; fatty acid elongation, saturated fatty acid
Cellular component (GO): endoplasmic reticulum membrane
Molecular function (GO): fatty acid elongase activity
Source: RefSeq, a predicted model, not a curated record
UUUUAUUCGGGCAAUCGUAGGAGAAAUACACUUGUGAAAUAAACUAAAAUAAAAGUAUAACCUAACUAGAACCUAAUCAUCAUCUUCUGGAAAUAAUGGACAGUUUCACAGAUACAAGAACAAUAAAAUGGCCAUUUAUAUCUUCUCCAAUACCAAUAAUUUCCAUAUCACUAGUCUAUAUUUAUGUCAUUUACUUUGCUGGUCCGCAAUUCAUGAAAAACAGAAAACCGUACUCUUUGAAAACGUUUAUGCAAUAUUACAAUCUUUUUCAAAUUAUUGCAAAUUUUUGGUUAGUGUUUAAUGUUGUGACAACUGGUAGACCGUUCGUUGCCAUAUGGAAAUAUUGUGAGUCAUUUGAUAAAAUUUGCGGCGAUAACACUGAAAAGCAACUUAAAAGUCUAUGGUGGGCACUAUUGCUUAAAAUAAUUGAUUUAAUUGAAACUGUAAUAUUUGUACUGAGGAAAAAAGAUCGCCAGAUUUCAUUUUUACACACGUACCAUCACCUUUCUACAGCUAUAUACGUAUGGUUGACGCUCAGAUACUUUGUUCAUAGUUUUACUAUGACUGAAACAAUGCUUAAUUGUUCUGUACACGUGAUCAUGUAUUCUUAUUACUUUUUGAGUACUUUUGGAUCAAACAUUCAACAAAGACUUCUACCGUUCAAAAAAAGUCUUACUAUUAUACAAAUGGUACAUAUUGCAUUUAUUUGGAUAGUUGGUUCGCAAGGUUUGAGGCCUAACUGUGGUAAUAAAAUUGUGAAAUACUUUUCUGUCAUGACAUUUUUUAAUGGUAUACCGAACUUGUUAUUAUUUUUAAAUUUUUAUGGUUCUUAUAAGAAAUCAAGAAUAACAUAAUUAUUAAGUACAAUUUUGUUGGAUGUAUUGUUGUUAACACGAUUCACUUUUCUUUUAUAUUAUUGUAACAUUAAAUGGAUGUUAAUUCGUG